Megalops cyprinoides (Indo-Pacific tarpon) is the source of this 4211-nucleotide messenger RNA. RefSeq names its product mucin-5AC-like. NCBI's taxonomy places the organism in Eukaryota, Metazoa, Chordata, Actinopteri, Elopiformes, Megalopidae. The transcript is spliced from 13 exons. Bases 149 to 3361 code for a protein of 1070 amino acids. Gene Ontology annotation, biological process: cell-cell junction assembly. The record is from RefSeq and is a predicted model, not a curated record.
GGCUGUGCGUUGAAGUGACAAUAAAAAAAAAAGGAACACAAGUGACAGCUGUUCGGCGAUCAUCGGAUAGAUUGUAGCUGUCUUAUUCAUUCGUGUACUUUUAGAACUCGAUUAGAACGUUGUUAUUCAGGCGAUAUUUCAUUCGAUUAUGAAGACGUUACAUAAACUUAUCCUCAGCUGCUUUGUGGCAACCCUUUUCACAUCAGUUGCCAUGGCAGAAAGCACGGCCACGAUGCCCUCAUCUGCCUCCGAUGAAACUAGCAGCCCAGGAGCCACAGGAGUGUCCGUGGUGACGGCUGAGGAGGGGUCAGGAGGGGAUGGGCAUUCUUCCACCGUGGACACAAGCACCAGUGCUUCCACCGAGCUUGCUGGGGCCAUGGAAUCUACACCCACUACCCCUGCCCCAGAGGUGGACACUACCCUGAGCCCUUCAGCUGCAAUUUCAUCUCCGGAAAGCACUACAGGCAGACCUGCCAUUACUGCUAAUUAUACAACCAUGGGAUCGCACACAGCUACAGCUGAUAACCUCUCUGUUCCCCAUACAACCCCAGAAAAUGCCCCAGCCACAGCAACUGAAAAAUCGGACGUCACCAUCAUGGAAAUAGGCACAGGCACAGGCCACAGCCCCCCAGCUGUCCUGACACCCUUACAAAAUGACCCAACCACUCCCACAGUUAUAUCAGACCUAUCCAGCAUGACUGAAACCCAUACCCCUUCAGUUAUACCUACAACCACAGAAAACAGCUCAACCACUUCUAGUGCUUCCUUAGGCCAAACCAGCACAGACAUGGCUGCCUCCCAUAACUUCUCAGUUAGCUCUACAACCUUAGAAGACAAUCCAACCACUUCCAGUGCUAUAGUAAAGCAGGCCACGAAAAUAACAGACAUGGUUGCCACCCAUAACUCUCCUGCUGCCCUUACUUCUGGAGAAACCCAUUCGCUCACACCCACUAAUACAUCAGACCCUGCAACUGUCACAGAACACUCCACUUCCUCUAUCACAGAAGGCUCAACUGCCGCUGUCACAGAAGGCUCAACUGCCGCUAUCACAGAAGGCUCAACUGCCACUGUCACAGAAAGCUCGACUGCUACUAUCACAGAAGGCUCCACUGCAGCCAAGAACCCUUCAGCUGUUCCUACCCUCUCAAAGUAUACAUCCAGCGCACGUGUUACCAUCACAAAUCCUGCCACCCUGACAACAGGCACAAUCCUAACCCCCAGCCCAAUGGCGUCACCUACAUCUCCACAAAAUAACCAAACAGCACCUUACUCUCCCUCAGUCUAUGCCCCUACGGAAAUCAGCACGAUGCCAGCCACCCUCACUACUGCUUCAGUUACAUCUCCAGAAAAUGAUACAUCUACAUCCUCUGUCACCGUAGUCCUCCCUACCACAGGAACGGACAAAGCUCAGACCAGCACCCCCAUAGCUUCCCCUGCAUCUCCACAGAAUAGCCCAAUAACACCUCAUUCCACCUCAAUGUAUACUUCCAUGGAACCCAGCACAUUCUCAGUCCACAGCUACAUCACGUCACCCACAUCUCCAAAACAAAAUCCAACUGCGUCUUCUACCUCAAAGCCCACAACCAUGGAAAGAGUCACCACCUCAGAUCACAACCCCUUAGCUUCUCCUACAUUUCCAGAAAGCCACUCAACAAUGGCUGGCACUGAUUCAGGCACGAUGACCUCCCGAAACAACACUCCUGGUCUUACUUCCCCAGAAAGUAGACCGACCAUUACCACUACAGUGGUUAUGGAAAUGGGCACAACUCCUUCCCAGAAUCACACGGCUUUCCCUGCCUCUCCAGCAAUGACCACCCAAGAUGUUGUGAACAAGAGAACAGACACAAGCCAUUUUCAAAGUCACACUACUACCCGCCUAGCAUUAGAAAGCACUCCAGCCACCCCCUCUGGCACCCCAGACAACAGCAGCCCCAAACAGGACACGAACCAGAGUGUCAUAACUGCCACCACAACAAAUGAGAGUAACACAGGGGCAGCCGGGACCCAGGUGACAGCGGUUUCCCCAUCUAAAUCUUCCACUUCCCUCACCACGGGUAUCUCUGAACCUUCUUUCACCAGCACCUCUUCCCUGGACAGCACCUCAGCUGCAUCUACCUCCUCUGGUGUCCCUGUCCCUGUAGGUACUAGCCACAGCUCAGCGCUCAGCACUACCAAAGACUCCCCACCAGAUGACCAGACCUCCCCUGACACCUUCAGCACUGCCCAACCGACUGAGAACGACACCUAUCCAACAGAACCAGACAGUGAUCCCACUCUCACCCCCAGCACCACACCCACUACUACCAGACCUGCAGGGUCCUGCUCCAGUCACUCAUGUCCUUUUGACAGCACCUGUGAGAAUCUCUUCACAGGCUUCCGAUGCUUAUGUCUGCCUGGGUCCUUCCAUUCAGGGGAUCGCUGUGUCCAAGCCAAAGUCUUUCCUGGAAUCAUGCGUCUCACUUCAAUACCUUUUGAAGAUGAUAUGACUAACAAGUUGUCCCAAAUAUUUCUGGAUGCAACAAAGGAUAUCUCUGAAAUGUUGAGGGUCACCCUGAGAAACCAGCCAGGUUAUCUCAAAUCAACUGUUCUGGAGCUCAGGCAAGGAAGUGUGAUAGCUACUGUGGAGAAUAUAUUUCACCGCACCUCCAAUGUCACACAGGAGUCAACUAGUACUGCCAUAGCGACAGCCAUCCAGGAGUGUGGGGGUGGCUGUGGUCUGCUGGCAAGAGCCGAGUUCAGUGCAACAAAUCUGUGCAGCCAGGAGCCAGGCCCUUGUGACUCUGUGACGACAGACUGUUCCUACUCAGCUGAUGGGAUUGCCACCUGCAGCUGCAAGCCUGGCUACAUAAAUUCUCGCUUCUCAAACAGAAGCUGCAUAGCUUGUCCGAGUGGUCAGAAGGCAGAGAAUGGGAAGUGUGUUGUAUGCCCGUUUGGCUACGCAGGAUUUGAUUGCAACGAUUCAUCUCUUUUGGCGGCAGUGGUGAUAUCCUGUGUGCUGGGUGGACUUUUGCUCAUCCUGUUUCUAGCCUUCAUCAUCUACUGCUGGAGACGGCCUCGGAAGGAAGCCGACUGCAGCAGCCCCUACAAAGAUGAGGACUUCCGCAACAUGUGGCCCAGUAAGGACAUCCUACCAAUCCCACGGGCCACUCUAAACUGGGACCCGGCGCAGAUCGAGAUGACAGAGAGCGACAGCAAUACCCAGCUGGCCAGGAAGAGCCUCGUUAAUGGCAUGACGGGCUCUUAUGAUGGCAUGGAGGACCUGAAGACCUUCAAAGGCAAGCACACGACGAGGUACUCCUACCUUGUCCAAGGCCAUGAGAAUCCGUACUUCCUUGCGGAGGAUGAGAGGAAAGCCAAAUAAAAUGACGAUGGAUGCGGGGAAAACAGCCAUUGACUGAGGAUGGGAUUGAUUUCUGUCCGCUUCCAUUUUGCUGGACUUUGCACUCAGGUUGGGAAUGGCAGCAGGAAAGUAAAGUGAGCCGUGAGGCUCAUGGCUGCUUAGUCUCUACUUUCUGUCACGCUCAAUAGGAUUCUACUCUUGUGCCCCUUCUCUCUCCAAAUCUGUUUAUUCCAGGUCAAAGGAGCUCCUCCAGGUGAUGAAGGAACAUGAAAGCACACUGCAGGGUACAGAUCGCAGUACAGCAGCACACACAUUUCCCUUUUGAACUUGUAGAGUAUUACAGAUAAACUGCAGGAACCGGUUUGAUUGGAAUCUAGAUUGCCGUUAUGAGUUAUCGAUACAAAACGUCACUGGGUUUAGAUGCAAAUCAUCAAAACUGCCAAAGAAGUGAUGGCCUUUGUUACUGUUGAAAUAACCGUUGGUUAUUAAUAAAAGUUCUGCAGGCUUAUGAUUUUGUCCUCAGGCUGUAAGUCUGCCAGUCUGAAAUGCUUGACAAAAUAAAAUGUGUCACAUAAAUUAUUUUCUCGGUAGAUGUAUGCCCCACAAUGUGUUGAGCUGUCACUAUGCAGUAUGAGCCAUGGGUAAUCUGCACUACAACCAGCAGGUGGCAGUGUUUUAAUGUUUUUGCACCUGCUCAUAUCCUUACUGUGGUCGUUCCUCUUUUGGUCGUAGUGAGCACACAGUUAUAGUCCAUCAGUAUGGUAUAGUCUUAGUAUUGGAAAACAAUUUUCUGUGGUAGUGGCGCUAAAGUAUACAAAGCAUUUGCUGAAAACCGGCAAAGAUUUUGAAAAAGUUUUUAUUUUUAUUUCCA